Messenger RNA from Chroicocephalus ridibundus (black-headed gull), 5696 nucleotides. RefSeq names its product PIN2 (TERF1) interacting telomerase inhibitor 1 (gene PINX1). Gene Ontology annotation, molecular function: telomerase inhibitor activity; nucleic acid binding. Lineage: Eukaryota; Metazoa; Chordata; Aves; Charadriiformes; Laridae. Gene Ontology annotation, cellular component: nucleolus. The record is from RefSeq and is a predicted model, not a curated record. The coding region runs from base 1189 to 2160 and encodes 323 amino acids. The transcript is spliced from 7 exons.
GAACCGCGAUGGCGGGGCUCGGGGCGACCCCCUGAGAGCGGGGGGGAUCGGGGAAAGAGCCGUUAUCCUGGGGGGCGGCCCCAGGCACUCCCCGCCGCACUCCUUGAUGGGGCCGGGGCCGUGCUGUCCCUCCCGAGGGCGGGACGCUGGCGGGUCUCCGCAGGCCCCGGGUAGCGGUUGGUGGGUCUCUGUCGCUUCUCAGGGCGGGAGACACGCACAGGAUCAGCGGAGAUGUCUCGCAGGCGCCUUUAGGGACCACAUUUCCUUUCAGCGCCUCGGUGCUAUCUCUGCGGCCGCGUGUUAGAGGGCGGACACCCUGAAGCCUUGGGGCAGGGGCUGUGUGGCAGCCAGGCGGGACUCGGGGGAGCCGUGUGUAUGUAGGCAUUGGUCUUUUGAUCGCACCCGGGGUUGGUAGUUGAGCUCAUCUCAUUCUCUUGUCUGUACAGGGGACUUUAGAGAGCAGGUAAAUUCUGGGUUGGGAAAGGUGAAAAUGGGAUGUACGGGAUUUUAGGCAGGUGCUUCAGAAAAGGCAAGUAAACCCACUGAACUCACAUGGCUGUCUUACACCUUUUGUGUAAGAGGGUUGCUGAGUGAAUAAUUUUUAAAGGCUUUAUUAUACGCAGCCUGAUAACUUUGUUUAACCUUUUCCUGGUAUUGGAAUCCAAUGGAGCUUCACUCUUACCUCUGAGGUGACCGAGGAUUUGGGCUUGCCGUAUCUAAAGCAAUUGAUUAAAACAUUCGAUGUUUUAUCCUGACUGGUAACUCUUGCCUGGGUAAAGCUCUUCAGUUCAGGAAAUAGAACUCUCUCGGGGUUGGACAAAGUGGGAACAAAAAAUUCUGCUGCCUUCUCUUCCAAGUUAAAGAUGUGUUUCUGUAAAGUAGCCUUUGCUAGUAAAUGUAAAACUGUUUAUGAAACACUGAACUUCUCAAGGGUAGAUUUCUAUGUAGCAGGACUAAUAUAUGCUUGUGUAUGAUUAUUGUUAAUGUUCUUAGAUGGUUUCGGUAGGCUUGCUGCUGUCAGCGCCUAAUGAAUUUGUUCGCUUAACUGAAGGAAAGAUGGACCUAAGUAUAAUGACUGACUAGAAAAUACAGUUUCCAGUGGGAAAUACAGCCCGUAGAAGGCAGAAGUGGUCUGUGGAUCCACGGAAUAGCGCUUGGAGUAAAGAUGACUCUAAAUUUGGCCAGAAGAUGCUGGAAAAGAUGGGCUGGUCCAAAGGAAAGGGUCUUGGGGCUCAGGAACAAGGAAAUACAGAACAUAUCAAGGUUCAGGUGAAAAACAACACGCUGGGGUUAGGAGCAACCAUCAAUUACAAGGACAACUGGAUUGCUCAUCAGGAUGACUUCAACCAGCUUCUGGCUGAACUGAAUGAUUGCCAUGGACAGGGUGAAACAGAGUCAUCAGUCAAUAAUCAGAAGAAGACAUUCAGUCUUGAGGAAAAAUCCAAAUCUUCCAAGAAACGUGUCCAUUAUAUGAAGUUUGCAAAAGGUAAGGAUCUCUCUUCGCGCAGUGAAGAUGACCUGUCCUGCAUAUUUGGCAAGCGACAGAAGAGUAUGAAGACACAGGAGGAUACGACCGAUCCUGAGUCUCAGGAAGAGAAGCAGAGAAACGGCUGGGUCUCUGAGCCUGCAGAUGGUUACAAUACGGUGAAAAGUGUUCUCACUGUACAGGAAUAUUUCGCCAAGCGCAUGGCAAAACGGAAGGCAUCCCGGAACGAACCAGAGGCAAAGGUAGACAAUUCCUGCUCAAACGCUGACGAAGCUUUGGAGCCUUCAGAAGAACUGAAAACCAAAGUCAAAAAGAAAAAGAAGCAGAAGAGAGCUGAGGCAGAGAGUACAGAGCACUGCGAGAAACCAAAAGUGAAACAAUCCAAGAUAGGUAACUUGAAUGGAAAGGAACUGGACGCUCCGUUAAAUGAGUGUCACUCAGGGAAAAAGAAAAGGAAACAUAAAGAGCAGCACGGAGAGGAAAGUUGUGAUGAAAAUAUGGGCAAUGGAGAAAUUUAUAUGGGAGUAUCUGACGGGGAAGAUCCCAGCAUAAAGGACUUUGAGGCAACGCAAAAGAAACGCCAUAAGAAGAAACACAAAAGGCAAAAAGAGGAGACAGAAGAGCGUAUGGAAGGAGCGCAGAGAAAGAAAAAGAAGCACGGCAAGCACAUCUAACCCUUUAAGAAUCAAGCUGGGACUCUGGGGUGAUUUGAACUUUGGCGUGUUAGAGGAGAAGGCUGUGCAAACACACCAGCCAGCCACCGCUGUAAUCCAGUCGUGAGCACGCUGCUCUACCUCCAGCUGAAACCAGGGUUUAAAUGUAGCUUUUUUUCAAGGCACAACAUGGUGACGGGGCCAACGUGAGCUUCAGCGCCAUAUUAAAAAGGUGUAGGGCCAAGACUGGCAUGUCUGCAAAGCGAGACUUGAUAAAUACCGGUGAGGUUUUGCCUCUGCCAGCCUGCUUCACCGUGGUGGCUUUCCAAGAGCUACGUCUUAACAGAGCAGAGCCUGUGCUGCCUUCAGCCCACGUUCCCUCCGCUGCAGCUCCGCUCAAGUCAGGUAACAGCAAGCAAAAUCAGGCCUGGUUUUAACCGCUGGGGUUAAGAAUGCGAAAAAGCAAUGAAUUACCGUCCGCUGCUUCACACCGACUGUGUUUUUCUCAAUCCACAGGGAAAAAAAAGUCGCCCUGCUACUGCCUGUAUUACUAAAGCCACUGUUGUUUUCACCUGCGAUAGCCCAGCUCUGCUUCUGGCAACAGGAGGGGUUUUACAAAGCUCUAUGUAUUUUUUCACUGAUUUUUGCAAAGUCGUGUCUAAUUUUUUCAUUGAUCUCCUUUUACAUCUAACAUGAAUGUUGUUUCUUCCCAAAAAUACUUAUUCGAAUGAAAGGUUUACGCCUGAAUACUCAUUCAAAUUCUGUGUCAGUUCUACAGAAUGAAAUAAAAAUACCUGCCUUUGUUUCCUAGCCGGUCGUGAGCUAUUGUCAAGCGCUUGUAGGUUUGCAACCAAGCAAAAGGAGCUGUGCCUUUAUUACCCAUAUCUAAACCUUUGGUUCCCAGGCAGCAUUCCGGUUACCUUCAGUGGUGCAUCUGGAAAUCAGAAAGUUGUCUUGGAUGGAGCAAAGUUUUCUGUGAAAUUAGGAGACCUGACAGAUUUUAAAAGCAGAGCUGAUGCGAUGUGUUAGUAUUGAAAAUCUGCAAUUUAGAUUUAUAACCAAAUUAGAGCUUGUUUCUAUUUGCAAACCUGGAAAUAAGUAAUGCUGGAACUCGGCGGCUUAAACAUCGGGGGUGGAUUUUGGCAUCUGAGUCUCUCUCAGCCAAGUGCUGUCGGCAGAGAUGGGUGAGCUUGGAAGUUAAGCGGUGGAAUGGGGAAGAAGCUUUCACUGUCACGACACAAAGCUGUGGGGGGGCGGCUGACACACCGGAAGGCUGUGCCACCAUCCAGAGAGACCUGGACAGGCUGGAGAGUUGGGCAGAGAGGAACCUUAUGAAAUUCAACAAGGGCAAGUGUAGGGUGCUGCACCUGGGGAGGAAUAACCCCCCGCACCAGGACAGGUUGGGGCUGACCUGCUGUAGAGCAGCUCGGUGGAAAGAGACCUGAGAGUCCUGGUGGACAACAGGAUGACCGUGAGCCAGCAAUGUGCCCUUGUGGCCAAGAAGGCCAAUGGCAUCCUGGGCUGCAUCAAGAAGAGUGUGGCCAGCAGGUGGAGGGAGGUUAUCCUCCCCCUCUACUCUGCCCUGGGGAGGCCGCACCUGGAGCACUGGCUCCAGUUCUGGGCUCCCCGGUUCCAGAAGGGCGGGGAACUGCUGGAGAGGGGACAGCAAAGGGCUACCAAGAUGAUGAGGGGACCGGAACAUCUCUCUGAUGAAGGAAGACUGAGAGAUUUGGGUCUCUUCAGCCUGGAAAAAAGACGACUGAGGGGGGAUCUUAUCAACGCUUGUAAAUACUGAAAGGGUGGGUGUCAGGAGGAUGGGGCCAGGAUCUUUUCAGUGGUGCCCAGUGACAGGACAAGGGGUAACGGGCACAAACAUGACCAUAGGAAGUUCCAUCUCAACAUGAGGAGGAACUUCUUUGCUGUGAGGGUGGCAGAGCCCUGGCACAGGCUGCCCAGAGAGGUGGGGGAGUCUCCGUCUCUGGAGACAUUCCAACCCCGCCUGGACGCGUUCCUGUGCCACCUGCUCUGGGUGACCCUGCUCUGGCCGGGGGUUGGACGGGAUGAUCUCCAGAGGUUCCUUCCAACCCCUGCCACUCUGUGAUCCUGUGACUCCUCGAGUCUGGUUCUGAUACUGCUUUGGCCACAGCAAAUUGACGGCACAGCCCUGAAAGCCAGCCAGUUUUCAUGGCAUAAUUCAGCAGAGCUGACCAGAAUUCAGACCCGUUAGCCGCUGGUUUGACUUUGGGCCUGCCUGUGUUUCAUCAGUGUAAAUCUAAAACAUCCCAUUGCCCUGCUCUGCUGAAUAAAACGGGGACGUUGUUUUAUUGUCUCAGCUCAGUUGAGUUGCUUAACGUGGUUUGAAAAACAUUGUCAAGAUGCAGAUGUUAAUACGAAAAAAUUUCCUUAAGCUGCCUUUAUUGUCCGGGGGGAGAAACUUACUCGGAAGCAGAGAGUCCACACGCCUUCCGAUGUUUUAGCUGCAGCUCAACUCUUCGUUUUUAAAAUAUCUUGGUGCACCUUUCUUGCCCUCAGGACGCGCUCAUUCAUUGCAGCGAAAUUACUGUAGUUUUAGGUAUUGUAAGGGAAGAACAGGAUGCCUUUCUCUGUGCUUCACGCUGACGUGCCAGUAGUUUUUAAAGCUUUUAAACCUUUAAACCUUGCUUUUCGGCGCUAUACAAAUAUUAGCCGUUACGAUGCCGCUGUGGCUGGGCUUGUUCCCUGCCUUCCUUAAACGAAAUACCAACUAAUGCCAUGAGGUUGCUGUAGAGUUGAGUAAGCCUCAUGCUCAGGGUGCAAAAAAUAUUCUCAACGGAAGCAGACAGCAAAAUAUAUAUAUAUUUUUUUUAAUGCUAUAUUGAAGCAUCCUAAGUUUUGUGGGUGCCCCUCAAAGCAGCUUUGCUCGCUUCAUCCCCAGUUUGGAUUUUUGUUUGUUAGUAAAAGCCAAAAGCUUGACUGUUUCCAGUGAUUUUUAUUUUUUUUUUUUUAAAUCUUAAGCAGCUGAACUUUACAGUCUCUCUGGGAUUUCAAUUUUAAAAGGUGCUAGUCAAGGAAUAGGGUUUCUUUCUCCAGAUACUGCUGGGCUUGUUUGUUUGUUCUCCGUAUUAAUCGCCCGUGAGUUUCUGUGUGCUAAUUCUUCGGAGUGUUUGGCCAGCUUCCAGCGUUAGUUACGGAAAGAAUAAAACCAGGAGUAAAUCUUGAAAUUUACGGUGUUGCUGCGAUUAAGCGCGGCGUCCCUACGACCUAAAUCUGGCUCAGCUUGAAAUCUCGGCUACAAAUAGAAGAUUCUCGAUGUGUCCAAGAAGUGGGGAUUUCACUUUAUGCCGGGAAACGUGGGACUUGGAUAUGCCUCAGGCUCAAAGAGAAGUAGCGUGUGCAGAAUGUGAGUUUUAGGGGAAAAAAAUAAGAGCCUAACGUUUGAAAUGAGAAAUUCACUUUGCUGCUCUGCUCUGUGUGUGUUAGUGGUUGGCCAACUUUGCGUUACUCGACGAAGAGCUCGUCUUACCAGAUACUGUCUAGUGACAUGGAUGGUGGAAACAAAAGGAACACAUUUCAAAGUA